Messenger RNA from Verticillium alfalfae VaMs.102, 900 nucleotides. Its product is annotated as transcription factor. The transcript has 2 exons. Gene Ontology annotation, biological process: cellular response to starvation; regulation of DNA-templated transcription. The record is from RefSeq and is a predicted model, not a curated record. Gene Ontology annotation, molecular function: DNA-binding transcription factor activity, RNA polymerase II-specific; zinc ion binding; RNA polymerase II transcription regulatory region sequence-specific DNA binding. NCBI's taxonomy places the organism in Eukaryota, Fungi, Ascomycota, Sordariomycetes, Glomerellales, Plectosphaerellaceae. The coding region runs from base 1 to 900 and encodes 299 amino acids. Gene Ontology annotation, cellular component: nucleus.
AUGCCGGACGAACUCGAGGAGAACGGAGCCGAGGUCUCGGAUGCCAUGUCGGACAAUGAGCAUGAGUACGAAGACGAUCUUGCUGUGAAAGACGAAGACGACAAGAUGGCCGAGACAAACGACUCAACCGACAACAAUGGCGAGGUCAAGAAGAAGUAUGACCCUAAAGACCCCUUGCGCCCACGGCGGAAGAAGGCCAGGAGAGCAUGCUAUGCUUGCCAGCGAGCUCAUUUGACGUGCGGAGAUGAACGACCAUGUCAACGAUGCAUCAAGCGUGGCUUGGCCGAUGCCUGUCAGGACGGCGUACGCAAAAAGGCGAAAUAUCUCCACGAUGCACCUCCUGAAGCCUUGCGACCUGUUCUGGGCCCAAAUUACAACCCGAACCCAACGCCGGCCCGCCCAAACGGUCAACGACAGCACAGCAAUGCCUCAGAGACGGCCUCCACAGCCGGGAGCACCUACUUUUCGCAAAGUACCGCCUCGACCACGUUCCCAGUGUACUCUGGUUCGCAGACACCUGUGGGCCUUCCCGAGGGACUCACUUUCCCGCAAGCGUCGCCAGUCUCGCCUUCAUUCACUCAGCCAGCCUCCAACAACCAGCGACCUAAUACGAUGGGAGGCAUGAUCUCGCCUCAGAUCUCUGGGGAUCCAUUGAGUUUCAAUACACUCUUCGACCCCAGCAACCCCGCCAUCUUCAACUUUGACUUGGAAGGCCUCAACUUCGGCAGCCAGUAUGGUGCCAUGGAGUUUGGCAUGUUGGGCCACAUGUCUCUGGGGCUGGGGAGACACCACCGCGCGACCCUUCUCUUUCUGGACCAAGCAGCGGCGACAUCAACUUUGGGUCCGCCGGUGUCUUUGUCAACAGCAACGGCCAGUAUGGUCAAUCCUAUGAUGGCAUAG